Messenger RNA from Zalophus californianus (California sea lion), 5242 nucleotides. RefSeq names its product CD101 molecule (gene CD101). The record is from RefSeq and is a predicted model, not a curated record. Bases 58 to 3117 code for a protein of 1019 amino acids. The transcript is spliced from 9 exons. NCBI's taxonomy places the organism in Eukaryota, Metazoa, Chordata, Mammalia, Carnivora, Otariidae. Gene Ontology annotation, molecular function: hydrolase activity, acting on carbon-nitrogen (but not peptide) bonds, in cyclic amides.
CACUCCGUGUCUGAGCAACUUCAGUGACACCACGAGGAAAGGUCUGUACUGGGCCAAAUGGCACACAUCCCACAUGUGGCAUCUUUCUUUCUCUUUCUGACUAAGCUCAGCCUUGGCCAGAGAGAAGUGACCGUCCAGAAAGGACCGCUGUUUCGGGCUGCAGGCUACCCCAUCAGCAUUGGCUGCAAUGUCACUGGCCACCAGGGACCUGCUGAGCAGCAUUUCCAGUGGUCUGUUUACCUGCCCAAAGCCCCGACCCAAGAAGUCCAGAUUGUGAGCACCAAGGAUGCCACCUUCUCUUACGCGGUGUACGCACAGCGGGUGCGAAGCAGGGGGAUCUACGUGGAGAGGGUCCGGGGCAACUCAGUCUUCCUGCACAUCUCAGAGCUCCAGCCAAAGGAUUCUGGCGAGUAUGAGUGUCACACACCCAACACGGAUGAAAGAUACUACGGCAAUUACAGCGCGAAGACUAGGCUAAUUGUUAUUCCAGAUACCCUCUCUGCCACCAUGAGUCCCCAGACUCUCUGUAAGGAGGAAGGCGAAUCAUUAGAACUUACCUGUGAAGCAUCCAAAGCCACAGCUCAGCAUACCCACCUCUCUGUCACCUGGUACCUGAUGCAGGAUGGAGAAAGAAACCAAACUACCAAGAUUAUUUCCCUCUCCAAAGAUUUCAUGUUGAUCCCUGGGCCCUCAUAUACAGAGAGGUUUGCGGCUGGUGACGUCCAGCUCAGCAAGCUUGGGGUCGCCACCUUCAGGCUGUCCAUAGGGAGGCUCCAGCCCUCAGAUCAAGGCCAGCUGUUCUGUGAGGCAACUGAAUGGAUUCAGGAUCCAGAUGAAACCUGGACUUUAAUCACAAGAAAGCGGACAGCUCAAACAGCUCUGAGGAUCCAACCAACAGUGAGAGAUUUUCAAGUCAACAUUUCAGCUGAGAGCACGUUUACUACAGGGAAAUCCUUAGAACUGGUCUGCCUGGUCGUAGGCAGUGGCCGGGACCCACAGCUUCAGGGCGUUUGGUUCUUCAAUGGUAAUGAGAUGGCCCGCAUGGAUGCUGGGGGUGUUCUGGACCUGAAGGGAGACUACAGACAGAGAGCAAGUCAAGGACAGCUCCAGGUUUCAAAGUUAACCCCCAAGGCUUUCUCUCUCAAGAUCUUCUCUGCGGGCCCCGAGGAUGAAGGCGCCUACAGAUGUGCUGUGGCGGAGAUGGCAAGAGCUCAGAUGGGCUCCUGGCAGGUGCUUCAGAGCAAGCAGUCACCAGACAGCCAUGUGCAUCUGAGGAAACCAGCAGCAAGAAAUGUGGUCUUAGCUACCAAGAACCAGCAGCAAGCCGUGUGGGAAGGAGAGGCAUUAACCCUUCUCUGCAAGGCAGAUGGGGCUGAGAGUCCCUUGUCUGUGGAAUGGUGGCAUCUUCCACAAGGCCAGAAGCAGCCAGAGUUGGUGGCUGGCAUGCAGCAGGAUGGCACCGUGCAGCUGGGGGCCUCCUACAAGGAACUCAAUAACCAGGGCUCCACAAGGCUGGAGAAAACGGACUGGGCUACCUUCCAGCUGGAGAUCAGCUCCACCAGCACCACAGACAGUGGCAUGUAUGAGUGCAGAGUGUCUGAGGGCACCCGGAACCAGGCCAGAGGGCGGAGCUGGACUCAGAAGUUGGCCGUCACUGUCAAAUCUCUGGAGUCAAGUUUAUGGGUUAAGCUGAUGAGCCGUCAACCCAAAGUGGAAUUAGCCAAGACCUUUGGCCUGUCCUGCAUAGUGGAGGCUGACUAUGCCAACCUCAGGGUGCCACUCACCAUGACAUGGCUCUUCCAACCAGCAAGAUCUCAAGUCUUUCAUCCGCUUGUUCGAAUCACCCAUAAUGGCACUAUUGAGUGGGGGGAUUUCCUAUCUCAGUUCCAAAAGAAGACAAAAGUUUUACAGUCCUCGUUUCAUUCUCAACUCCUAAUUCAUGAUGCCACUGAGGAAGAAGCAGGAGUUUAUCAGUGUAAAGUAGAAGUUUACGUCAGAAAUUCCCUAUGCACAAGCGGCCCCGUGAGGGCUUCUGCCGUCUCUCACUCACUGAUGAUAGCCAUCACUUUACCAGAAAGCAAGCUACAAGUGAACUCAAGCAGUCAAGUCCAAGAGAUCCUCAUCAACUCCAACACCAACAUAGAAUGUAGCAUCUUGUCCCGGUCCACUGGAGACCUUCAAUUAGCUGUCAUUUGGUACUUCUCUCCCAGUUCCACUAAAGCAACCUGGCUGAAGAUCCUGCAAAUAGACAAAAACAAUGUUGUAAAAUAUGGGGAUGAAUUUCACACCCUACGGAGAAAACAAAAAUUCUACCCCGAAAAAGUUUCCCAAGACUUGUUUCAGCUACAUGUUUUGAACAUGGAAGACAGUGAUCAGGGCAAAUACCACUGCGCUGUGGAGGAAUGGCUCUUGUCUACAAAUGGCACUUGGCUCAAGCUUGGAGAAAAGAAGUCAGGUCUGACAGAAUUGAAACUCAGGUCCACAGGAAGUAAGGUACGUGUUUCCAAAGGGUACAAGACAGAAAAUGCUACUGAGCAUGGAGAAGUGGCCAUCCACUGCAGCCUGGAGAGUUCUGGCAGCUCAGCUUCCCUGUUCUCUGUGAUGUGGUACCAGAACAGGGAAAAUUCUGGAAGGAAGAUGCUGGUGCACUUGCAGCAUGAUGGCUUGUUGGAGUAUGGUGAAGAGGGGCUCAGGAGCCAUCUGCACUGUUACCGUUCAUCCCCUACAGACUUUGUCCUGAAGCUUCAUCGGGUAGAGAUGGAGGAUGCUGGGCUCUACUGGUGCAGGGUGACAGAGUGGCAGCUGCAUGGCAGUCCAAGCAAGUGGGUCAACCAAGCAUCAGAUGAGUCACAGCAUAUGAUGCUCACGGUGCUGCCUUCAGAGCCCACAUUUCCUUCCAGGAUCUGCUCAUCAACAUCUUUACUCUAUUUUCUAUUGGUCCUCCCCUGCAUUCUGUUGAUUCUUCUGUCCAUUUCCCUCCUCUGCUGGUACCACAAGGCCAGGAAGUUGUCAGCCCUGAGUCUAAAAGCACAGAACGAAAAGGCUCUCUGGGUGAACUUGAAAGGGGCUGGUGACUGGACAACAAACCGGAGGGAAGAGGAAGAGGAAGACCAUUGAAUCCGGAGAGCUUCCAGCAGCUUGGGGAAAGUGCGGGCUUUGGAAUCAGACUGAGCGGCAUGUGAAUGUGAAUGAAUCCUGAUCCCGUCCUUCCUGGAGUCUGUGGCCUUAGGCAAGUUACCUAGGAAUCAGAGGGAGUAUUUAUUGAGCGCCUAUGUGGGGCCCCACACUGCUAAGUGUUUCUUCGUUGUAUUACCCUCAUCUACCCCUUGCAACUUCCCAGGAGCUAGAUGAUUUACCCUGUUUUUCACUGGCUGUACCUCACAGAGGUUCAGGGUCCCUGUCUGUAAGGAGAGAACCUCCCUCACACAGCGUCUUGGGUAUUCGGUGAGAUCGGAUGGCGAAGCCCAGGGUGAGAAUGCCCUCUACUCUCUCCUCCCUUAUGUCACUGACUCCCGGGAGAGCACUCCGAGUGGUCCAGUCACACUGGCUCUAGCUUCAUCUUUUGCUCCCAGAUAAGAGGUGUAGGAAGGGGCCUGAUGUCAGCAAGGCAAAAAGAUGUUGGGGAUAUGCUCUUCGUUCACAUCCGAUCUGCUUCCCAACGUGAGCAUGACUUCCUUCAAAGUAGAAAUCCCAUCUGUCCCUCAUCCCAUCUAUAAAUGCUACUCAAGAACAAGCUCUGCGAAGAGGGUGCCUGAUCCGUUUUGGCCCUUUGAUGAAAUUGUAAAGCAUUUUGUAGUCUGAGUUUCUUUCUUUUUUCUUUACCUUUACGUUUCCCUUUUCCUUCCUUCCUUCCUUUUUUCCUUUCUCUUUCUUUUCUCUAUUAGCAUUAGGUCAUUGCUUAAGGGAGAACUUUUUUUUUUUUUUUUAACAACAGUGCUCUAAUCAGCCCCCAAGGCCUCAUACCUCCCCUUCCUCCCCACUCCAAAAGAUCCAUCUGGGUCCUGGCUCUGAGCCAAUGCUUUAUUUUCUUUGACCUGACAGCAUUAGGUAGUAGCACAGGGCAUUGUGGUGGUUCUUUGGGGAAGGAGGAGGAACAGAGCCCCUGUCCUGUCUUCCCCCAGCAGGGGCUAGGAGCUCAGGGGAAGCAGCGGGUCAAGUCUGGUUCCUCAGGGUCCCCUGUUCUCAGCCAGGAACGGUUGGGGGAGGGGGAUGGUUGGGGAGUGUCAUGGCUUAAGGCUUUCAACAACUGGCCCCCAGGGUGUAACAGGUAUUCCCACUGGGCCUGAGGCCUCCUCAUCUUUGUUUCAAAAGCUGCUGGGGCCCUGUUGUAGCCAGAAUUGGAAAUCAAUCAGUACCACCUAACAGACUUGAGAAGAUGCAUCUAUUUGUUAUCUGCGUGACCAACAGGGUUGCUUUAGCACUUGCUAAUUUGCAUUUCCAAGGAGAGCAAUUUAUUUUUAAUUAUUUUACCAAGCACACACACGUCUCUCCAAACAUAAUUAGUUCCUUUGCAGGGGGAGCAUCGGUGGCUAUGAGAACUCCCAGUGUAGAGCUAUAGGUCCCUUCCGCUCAUCUCCCUUUAUAGGCUCAUUUAAAAUAUCCCAAGUGUUUCCUUAAAUGUGUCAAUAUAUUAGUCUCUUCUCAGGUAGGGUGGCAUAUUUUUCAGAAAACAAAGCUAAAGGUAAGACUUGUUAGAAAGUAUGAUGUCCCCUGCCUUCCCUCCCCCUCCCAAACCUGUAUUUUAAUUAGGAUUUUAAAGGGAAAGGGAGCAGAAUCGAGCCCCGUCAGAUAAUCAGAGUGGAUUCUGGUGCUGCCCCCUGCCUGGGGUCCUCUUUCCCCUGACCCCGUCCCUCUCUCCUCACCUGGGUCUGGCCCUUUUGGCUCAGAGCUCGCCGGCCACUUCUUCCUGUUUGAAUCCGGCCCAGACAUGGCACAGAGCAGACACUGAAAUGUCCAAGUGCGUCGCCCAGAGCCGAGCUUGGGAACGAUUAGAUUACUCCCCAGGGAACACCUCGUGCCCAGCCCCGGGAUUGGUGUGAGGGAUCCAGUGGGGACCCAGCCGGAUGCAGUUCCAUUCCCCUGGGGUCAUCAGCUUGUCCCUUCUGGCUGCUGGGCUCCUCAGCACACCAGGCAUCCUAAGAAGCCGUUUUGUACUAUUUGGCCCGUCGUGAAUUUUUAGGCAGCUAAACCCCAAGGUCGUCUUUUCUCGUUUCUGAACUGAAUAAAAUUUGUGUUCACCCAA